This is a messenger RNA of Fonsecaea nubica, 1887 nucleotides long. RefSeq lists its product as hypothetical. Gene Ontology annotation, biological process: 3-(3-hydroxy)phenylpropionate catabolic process. The transcript has 4 exons. The coding region runs from base 1 to 1887 and encodes 628 amino acids. NCBI's taxonomy places the organism in Eukaryota, Fungi, Ascomycota, Eurotiomycetes, Chaetothyriales, Herpotrichiellaceae. The record is from RefSeq and is a predicted model, not a curated record. Gene Ontology annotation, molecular function: FAD binding; 3-(3-hydroxyphenyl)propionate hydroxylase activity.
AUGUCUCAAAGGAUAUCUGAUGUUGAGGAGACUGGAGUCAUCAUAUGCGGUGGCGGCCCGACGGGUACGAUGCUGUCAGCCCUGCUCGGGGCGAUGAAAGUGCCAAACAUCGUCCUGGAAAGAGAGGAAGGCAUUACAACUGACCCGAGAGGCAUCGCUUUGGACGAAGACGGCAUCCGAAUACUACAGUCAAUUGGGAUCUACGACAAGGUAUACACAGAGAUUGGGACAUGUAUGGAGGUGUUCAACUUUGUCACUGGCAGUGAGCCAAACUUCUACAAAAAGCCACUCCUCACCAUGGACUACGCGACUACCGAGGGAGGUACUGGGCAUGUUGGGUUCAUAUGCCACAAGCAGCCAGCGAUGGAGAAGGCGAUUCGAGACGAGAUCCACAAAAUCCCCUGUUCUGAAAUCCGGACCGAGUCUACUGUGAUUGGGAUAUCGGAAGAUCCUCAAAGAGUGACCGUCGAGUACAAGGAUGCGCAUGGACAGCUUCGAAGAGUAACAGCUCCAUUUAUGGUCGGGGCAGAUGGGAAGACGGGCUAUGUCAGGAAGUGCUAUCUCGAGCCGAAAGGCGUCAUCCUGGAACGAUGCAAAGAGUCGGACUACGAGGAGACCUGGGUCGCGUUGAAUUGGCAAAUCACUCUACCCACCGAAAAGACUCACCCAGACUUUCCCCUGUGGAGGCUCGGAUACACGCCUGAGCAAGUCUACGAUCGGUUCUUCCCGAAACAGUUUCGCUUUCUCUGCAAUCCUAAGCGGCCGUCAGUAUGCGGAAGGUUCGGCCUGAAAUCAGAUCGGUUGUGGAGGUUCGAGUUCGUUGUAUUGGCAGGCGAGGACGGCUACAAAAUGGCCACACCUGGGGAGACUAGCAAGAUCAUCUAUCCGUAUCUCACCCAUCCCGGAAGCUGGUACGGUCUCCAACACCCUGUCAGGUUUCCUGAGGAUUGCAUCAAGACGUUGCGAUCGCGACCAUUCUCUUUUGUGGCGAGGAGCUGCAACAAGUGGGCUUUGGGAAGGGUCAUCUUGGCUGGUGAUGCAGCUCAUGUCUUCCCUCCUUUUGGCGGACAAGGCAUUGCCUCUGGGUUUCGAGAUGCGUCGGCACUGGCCUGGAGACUUGCAUUGCUACACCAGCACCCGACAACAGACCACGAGGCCGUGUUGACAGCAUGGUAUACCGAACGAAAGCAACAGCUUGAGCGCUCACUGGCCGCCACCAUUCAGAAUGGGGCAUAUGUGACAGAAUCGGACCCUAUCAAGGUCUUCAUUCGCGAAUGGUAUAUGUGGGCGGUUCAACUGGUGCCCAGCUGGAGGAGAGAACUCCAGAAAGGCGCCCGAGCACUCGGCAUGACAAAAUAUCGAUACAGUCCCGGACUUGCAUUUUUGGGAGACAUGGGAGGUGGCUUGCUCCUCCCGCAAAUCUAUGCAUUCAACUUCAGGAAAAACAAGGUCGAGUUCACGGAUGAUUUCAUCUUCUCUUCGGAGAAAAAGGGGCUGUUCCAGCUGCUCGUCUUGCCUGACCAAGUCAGCCAGAUCCAGCCACUUACAACAGAUCUUGAGACCAUCUGCCAACUCUCGGGCAAUCUCGUUCUUGGUGAGGAAGCCACGGUGCUCGUCCAAGACACAAAGGCCUCGAUAUCUGCCCAAGACAUGCCCGCCCAGCAGGUAGCCCGGAUCGCGACCGGAGACGAAUUCGCUGCCGAUGCGCUCCUCUGCAAGAACCGACCUGCCCCGAUCGGCUAUGACGAGCUGCGGCUUCGCGAGGAGAUACAGGGCAAGAAGUACGUGAUUGUCAGACCUGACCGCUUCGUCUUUGCGGCCUGUGAUACACGGGCGGAAUUAAGGGAGGCUAUGAGUAAGCUCCCAGGCGCGUUGCAUGUAAAGUGA